GCCAAGGGGCCGCCAUAACUGAGCGACCCAGGUCCGAGCUGACCCCGCGCGCGGCUCCUGACUGCUGACCACACCCGCCUGCUGCCACCUGGUUCUGUCCAGAGCCGCUGAACCACCGUACUGUCCUGGGAUCCAAUCUCCCUUACACACACACACACACACCCUUGGAGAGGCCCUGCAGCCAGAGAGAUGCUCCCGCUGGUCAAAGCCCUCACCUUCCCCAGAGGUCCCCAAACCCCAGCCCCAAAUGAGCAGGACAGGGCUGCUCAGCCAGUCAGCCCCCAGAACAACGAGGCUCAGCGCCUGCGCUUCCGGCAGUUCCAGUACUGCGUGGCGGGCGGGCCGCACUUCGCACUAGGCCAGCUCUGGAUGCUGUGCCGCCAGUGGCUGCAGCCUGAGGCCCGCUCGAAGGAGCAGAUGCUGGACCUGCUGGUGCUGGAGCAGUUCCUGGGCGCGCUGCCCAGCAAGAUGAGGACCUGGGUGCAGUCACAGGGCCCCCGCAACUGCAGGGAGGCUGCCAGCCUGGUGGAGGACCUCACAAAGAUGUGCGGGCAGGAAGUUCUGGCAUCUCUGAACUCUGCCAACUGCCAGGACAGGAGCAUCAGCGAGGAGGAAGACAGGAAGAGCGUGAGGUCCCAGGGAGACCCAUCCCAGGCACUGGAGCAGAUCCUGGAUGCAGCAGCAGCAGCAGCAGCCCCCUCGGGCCUCCCUGAGGAAGGCGAGUGGCCAGAGCCCACCCAGCCCCAGAGGAGUCUGCUCUCCAGGGCGGAGGCUGAGGCGCCCUGCAUCCCCAGCUUCCUCGGCUCCCUGGCUCACUUUCCUCUGAAGCCUAGUAUCUGGGAUGAGCCUCCUUGUGGAAGGGACAGGCUGGUCCAGGAAUGUGCAGACCAGCAGGCAGAAGAGGGCACCAUGGAUACCGCGCUUCAGGGGAUGGGUGGCAAAGGACCCACCCUUGAGGGGCCCAUGGCCCAGAGCCCCCAGUCUGGUGUGGUUCCAGGCCCCAAGUCUCUGAGUGCUCUGAAAAGUGGUUCUAGAAAGAAACCAGAGAAUGCUGAAGAAAGCAGCCUCCACCUGUCAUUUCUCAAACACACCAAAGGUGGCACCAAACAGGCCGCCACAGGGGUCUCAGGAGUGCCACAGUUACCCUCCAGGAGGCGGCCCUUCCAGUGUGCUGAGUGCGGGCUGGUCUUCACCUGGGUCACCCACUUCAUCGAACAUCAGAAGAUACACCGCGAGGAGGGGCCCUUCCCGUGUCCUGAGUGCAACAAGGUCUUCCUACACAGCUCCGUUCUUGCCGAGCACCGCAAGAUCCACCUGCUGGAGCUGCCCAGGAAGAAACCCUCCCGGAGCAAGAGGCCCAGGAAGCAGGCCCAGGGGCGCCGGGGUGGUGGGGGUGAAGCCACUCCCAACUCCAAGAGGCCCUUCCAAUGCAGCAUCUGCGGGAAGGCCUUCCCUUGGAUGAUCCACCUCAUUGACCACCAGAAGCUCCACGCACCCAAUGACCACAUGCGCGGCCAGGAGGUCGACGUGGCCUUGCCGUUUGACAAGGGAGUGUGCUGUGGGAGUGUUCUGGGGAAGGGAGGCGAGGCUGAGCCUGGCGGGGGUCUGGGGGCCGCACUCCAAUCUAGCCGUGAGUGGGGACGGAAAAGUGACUCUGGAGGGGUCCGCGAGUCCGCGCUCAGCUCCCAUGCCUUGCUGCCGCGGCUCCAAAAUCCCGGACGGGGGGUGGGGUGGGGGGGGAAUGAGUGCGUGAAAAACAAAGUGCGCGCGCGGCCCUCUGGAAGAUGUAGUCCGGCGCUCUCGUGCGCAGGCGCAGUCCCAGAUCUGGGAAGCCGAGGACGGGGAGGCCAAGACGGGAGGAGGUUCAGGGUCUUCCCCGGAGCCCCGGCCGGGUCGGAUACCCACCCACACGCAACUGAAGCUGAUGUUCCCGCGAAGACUCCGGAGGAGGAGGGAAUGACCGCUGGGCUCCGCACCGCCAGGGCCCAAGAGCAAGUGACUUUUGAGGACGUGGUUGUGGACUUCACCCAGGAGGAGUGGGGGCAACUGGAACCCCCCCAGAGGACCCUGUACCGCGAUGUGAUGCUGGAGACCUUUGGGCUCCUGGUCUCUGUGGGACAUUGGUUUCCGAAGCCGGAUGUCAUCUCCCUGCUGGAGCAGGAGGCAGAACCGUGGGCAGUGGACUCCAGCAUUCCCCAAGGCGUGUGUCCAGACUUGGAAACCACACCUGAAAACAAAUUGUCAGCUCCAAAGCAAGUCAUCACUGAAGAAAUAUCCAACAGCGUUGUCCUGGUAGAAAGGUUCUUGUGGGAUGGUCUGUGGUUCUUCAAGGGUGAGGACACCAAGGGCCAAUGUGAAUGGAGCUGUGAGAGCCCAGGGAGCCGUGUGGUGCAGGCAGCCACCACACCUUUGAAGACAUCCACUCAGGAGCAGCGGCAGGGAAAUGAGUUUGUGGAAAACUUGCAUUUGAACCCCAGUCUCCCAACUCAACUAAUGACUCCCGUAAGACGGGGCCCUCACACGGAGGGAACACAUAGAAAGAGGGAAAAACCAGACUCAAAUGCUCAGCAGAAAUCCUGUGCAAAAGAGAAACCCUACAAAUGUGAGGAGUGUGGGAAGGCCUUUAGUCACAGCUCAGCACUCAUUGAACACCACCGCACACACACAGGUGAGAGACCUUAUGAAUGUCACGAAUGCAGGAAAGGUUUCCGGAACAGCUCAGCACUUACCAAACACCAGAGAAUCCACACUGGGGAAAAACCCUAUAAGUGCACUCAGUGUGGGAGGACUUUCAAUCAAAUUGCCCCACUGAUCCAGCACCAGAGAACUCACACAGGUGAGAAGCCCUAUGAGUGCAGUGAAUGUGGGAAGUCCUUCAGUUUUAGGUCCUCCUUCAGCCAACAUGAGCGGACUCACACAGGUGAGAAGCCCUAUGAGUGCAGCGAGUGUGGGAAAGCUUUCCGGCAGAGUAUCCACCUCACCCAGCACCUGCGUAUCCACACUGGGGAGAAACCCUACCAGUGUGGAGAGUGCGGCAAGGCCUUCAGCCACAGCUCAUCCCUGACCAAACACCAGCGAAUCCACACUGGAGAGAAGCCCUAUGAGUGCCACCAGUGCGGAAAAGCCUUCACCCAGAUCACGCCACUGAUUCAGCAUCAGAGAACACACACUGGGGAGAAACCUUACGAGUGCAACGAGUGUGGGAAAGCCUUCAGCCAGAGUACACUCCUGACUGAGCACCGGAGGAUUCACACAGGAGAGAAGCCCUAUGGAUGCAAUGAGUGUGGGAAAACCUUCAGCCACAGCUCCUCACUCAGCCAGCAUGAGCGGACGCACACAGGAGAGAAGCCCUACGAGUGCAGUCAGUGUGGGAAGGCCUUCCGGCAGAGCACACACCUCACUCAGCACCAGAGAAUCCACACAGGGGAGAAACCCUAUGAGUGUAGUGACUGCGGCAAGGCCUUCAGCCACAGCUCAUCACUGACCAAACAUCAGCGAAUCCACACUGGGGAGAAGCCCUAUGAAUGUAAUGAGUGUGGCAGAGCCUUCAGCCAACUUGCUCCCCUCAUUCAGCAUCAGAGGAUCCAUACAGGAGAGAAGCCCUAUGAGUGCACUGAGUGUGGCAGAGCCUUCAGCCAGAGCUCCCUUCUCAUAGAACACCAGAGGAUCCACACAAAGGAAAAGCCCUAUGGGUGCAAUGAAUGUGGGAAAUCCUUCAGUCACAGCUCAUCACUCAGCCAGCAUGAAAGGACACACACUGGGGAAAAGCCCUAUGAAUGUCAGGAUUGUGGAAAGACCUUCAGGCAGAGCACUCACCUCACUCAGCACCGGAGGAUCCACACAGGAGAGAAGCCGUAUGAGUGCAGGGACUGUGGGAAGGCCUUUACACACAGUUCCUCCCUCACCAAGCACCAGAGAACUCAUACUGGCUAGACCCACUCCACAUGUGCUGGGGAUGUAGGAAAGCCUUAAGCCAUAGCUCACCCCUUUCUAGAUGUGAGAAACACCACCAACAUAUUUAUACACAGGCCCUCACACAUAACACACUCCUCAGACACCCUCAGAAUUCACACUGACAGAAAUGACUGUGGGACUACUGAGCUCUAGUCAUCCAUCCCCAGAUCCAAAGAGUUGGGAAAUGUGGAGAUAAUCAACAUUGAGGACCUUCAACCUUGAGUGCCCAUUAAUGCUACGUUACAGUGCCUACACAAGAGAAAUGGAACAAAGGUAGUGGAUCUGGGGAUAGUCUCUGUCCAAGGAUUCAGCAUAUUCUAAACCAGAGAUUUUCAAAGUGGUAAGGAACCCAGCAAAUGCCUUUCAUAUAAAAACCAAUUGAAAUCAAAAUUUGCCUUUAUUGCACAUUACAUUCUUGGGGAGGGGUAGUGCUUAUGAAUAGUACAAGUUGACUAAUAUUCUCCAAAAAAGCAUUAUGGCAGACCGUUCCACAGAUGAAAGUGGCAUCUUUAUGGAAUCACCAUGGAUACUUGACUAUCUCAGUACAAUGCUUUCUGAUUUGUAUAUAAAUUGUUUGAUCAUGGUAUGUGGCUGCCAGUCCCACAGAUUUGAAUUUUAUAUGACUAAAAGUAUCAGUGCACUGUAAACAGAUUUUGAAGUUAUUCUCUGCAUUAUUUUGCUGUAAAUUAACCUUUGUAUGCAAUGGGAUCAAAAAGCUUUAUAUGGGAAAACUCCAAAUGUAAAGCCACUUCUGUGGAGUCUCACAGACUCUAAGAUGGCUUUUGCUGCUCUGUUCUCACUAUAAAUUUCUCUACAGUGCUCACAGGCAUUUGGAACACAGGUGUUGCUGUUUUACAAAAGGAGAUUUUUCUAUUUGUUAUGCCAUCAUCUCAUGAGCAAUGGCUUCAUUGUGGAUCCUUCUGUUUUGGAAGAUCUAUCUCUUUUGGGAAAUGUACAAGUUAAUCCUCUCUUGAACUGUUUUUUCAUUGAUUCAUCAUCCUGCUUAGUAAGCUUUUGCUUUUAUCAAUUUAACUGGAAGGCCCAUAGUACUUCACUGUUCCCUGAAUCCACAAAUAACAGUCUUCCUGACAGUCACAGCCUUUAAACAGUGACUUGCCACCCUCAUUAGAAAUCGCAUUGGCUGGUUUUGGUCUCAGCCAUCAAUUGUGGUUUUAUCAGUCAGUUUGAUUUUCCUAAUCAUAAUACUGGGGUAUAAGUUACCAGUUAACUUGAAAUUUCUCUUUUGGAGGGACCAUGUUGCAAACAGUCUUCCAAUACUGUUCUUCAGUGCCCUUGUGGAAUGUCUUUUUUAGUAAUUAACAUGUCAUUUAAAAGCCAUUUAAGAAAGUCAGAAUAAAUAGUGGAGAGCAGCACUGUCCAACUGAAACAAUGCAAGCCACAUUGGUAACUCAAUAUUCUAGUAGUCCCAUUUGAAAAGCAAGAAGGAGGGAUGGCCGGUUAGCUCACUUGGGAGAGCGUGGUGCUGACAACACCAAGUCAAGGGUUAAGAUCCUCUUACCAGUCAUCUUUAAAAAAAAAAAAAAAAAAUUAAAAGAAGAAACAGGUGAAAUUAAUACUUCCCCUACAU
Cynocephalus volans (Philippine flying lemur) is the source of this 5542-nucleotide messenger RNA. It is a transcript of the gene ZNF135, whose product is annotated as zinc finger protein 135. Gene Ontology annotation, biological process: regulation of DNA-templated transcription. Bases 190 to 3933 code for a protein of 1247 amino acids. NCBI's taxonomy places the organism in Eukaryota, Metazoa, Chordata, Mammalia, Dermoptera, Cynocephalidae. The transcript is spliced from 12 exons. The record is from RefSeq and is a predicted model, not a curated record.